AUGCCCAUCUCUUCCUCCAACACCGCCUCCCCUUUGAGGGUGGUUGCCCAAAGGUCAGGAUCAGAAGUGCUGGAACUCCAGGAUCCAAACAACAAUGAGACGUUUCGAAAUGUACACAUGGUCAGCAUGCAAACCAUCGCUAUUUCGUCGGCGGAUGUUCCCAGGAUCGACCAGUUAUCCUACGAGUUUGCCGGAUUCAUGGCAUUGAGGCAUCUGAAUCAAAGGAACUCUUCCAUUGUGUCAGACCUAGCAGAAAGAAUGAAAGGAUGCGACAUCAAGUUCACCUACGAGAUGUCCAAUACACAACGCAAUCAAUUGGUGGCUCUCAAGACAGUACAAGAAGUGGCCACUCGACCGGACAUGCAGCUUGGUGGCACUUUUUCCAGGGAACAAGCAAGACCUGCGGCCAUUAUCGGUGCAUCCAGUAGUGAACUUUCCCUGGCUAUAGCCAAUUUGGCAGGGAUAUACCAGAUACCCCAAAUCUCUGGAUUGUCUUCAGCUCCCGUUCUGGAUGACAAGUCAAGAGCGCCAUAUUUUUCAAGGACAUAUCCCACAAACCAGGCUGAUGCAGAUGCUCUCAUGAUAUACUUGAAGUCUUUAGGUGUCUCUCAUUUCGGGUCCAUUUACAGCCGCGAAACUUAUGGAGACUCGUUUGGCGAGGCAUUGUCUGUCGCUGCCGCAAAACAUGGACUCGUUAAUUAUUUCACAAGCUAUGAGAUAUGGGGUGAUCAGGUGAUGCAUACGAUGUUGGAAGGCCUGCAGUAUCUCAAGUCCACACAAGUCAGAUACAUUUUUGCCAUUGUUUAUAACCAUCCUUUAAGCAUGGAGUUCCUGCGGGAGGCAAACAAACUUGGAAUCAUCGGACACCCAGGCUACACAUGGUUUCUGAGUGACAGUGCAUCCUUUCUGACCACUAAAAAUUUCCAUCGGGAACUGGCAAUAGAUGCAGAUGUUGCCAGAGCCAUUAAUGGAGUAGGAGUCUUACUUCCUGGAAACACUGUCCAUCACAGGCUUCGAGAGACCCUUUUACAUGACUAUCAAAACCAGCAGCUCCAAGAAGAAUUUGUAGCAGAACACCAACUUGAGUUGCUUCCUCUUUUUGACGACUUCAAUUUUUCCAGUACAUCGCUUCUUCCUUCAAUCUACACUGGAAUGGUAUACGAUGCCGUCGUGACUGUUGGGUUGGCAGCUUGCGAGCAAUCAGACCGGUUCUUCUCCCCAGACAGUUUGUUAGAGUCCAUCCGAAAGCAAGAAUUUGAAGGAGCAACUGGCCAUGUCGCUUACAACAAUGUCACUGGGACCAGAGAUAUCCUAGGACUUCAAUACAAAAUCACCAAUGUGGUUCUUGCAAACGACAGCCAACAGCUCACUCCGGAGGAUAUCAAUUUCAUUGUCUCAACUCCAGUGGCAAUUGAGUUUCCUUCCAAGGUAGUUGACCUUGGUGUGGGGCCUUUCAUUUACACUGAUUACACAACAUCUGCUCCCCCGGCACUGCCCCUUCUCGAAGUGGAUUUGAAACUAAUCCCUAAAGGGAUCCAGGGCUUUGGUUGGGGACUCAUGGCAGUCAUCCUCUUUCUCUGUGCAGGCUGCAUUGCCUUUGCCCUAUAUUACCGCAGAAAGCGAGCUCUUGCUGCAGCCCAACCUGCAUUUCUGGUAAUGAUUGCCAGUGGAUGUGUAUUCAUGGCUGCUGCCAUUCUUCCGAUGUCCCUUCAAGAGCCCAUUGAGGAAUUCAGACUGGACACUGCUUGUGUGUCCCAGUUAUAUUUGGUUUGCAUAGGGUUCUGCAUUUCCUUUUCGGCCCUGUUCUGCAAGCUGCACCGAAUCAAUAGGCUACAUGAAGGAGCAAGACAAUUCAGAAGGGUUCAAAUUGAAGUCAAAGACGUCUUGUAUCCGCUCGCCAUUAUGGUGAUACUGAAUCUGAUUGUUCUCGUUACCUGGACAUUUGUUGACCCAUUGAGAUGGAAUCGUCGUGAACCAGAGUUCUCUAGAGAUGCAUUCAAUAGAAUCAUCUCUACCUAUGCUACCUGUACCAGCAGCAAUGGAACCUCAGGGGCAGUCUUUGGUUCUUUCCUGUUUGCCAUUAAUUUUGUGGCACUGAUAUUGGCCAACUGGGAAAGCUACAAGGGUAGAGGUUUGCCUACAGAGUACAAUGAAACGAAAAGGAUAUCACUUUCUAUGUUUUCCCUCAUUGAAGCUGCUGCAAUUGGAAUUCCCAUCCUGUUGGCAGCUCAAGACAAUCCAACUGGCUUGUUUCUUGUCAAGGCAAUCUUGAUCUUUUUCAUUUGCCUGGCAGUUUUGGUCCCCAUGUUCCUGCCUCUUUGGAAUAUUCAGACAGGCCGCGAAUCUGCCACACGUUCAGUCGUUUCUGCAAGCAGUAACCAAUUCAGGAAAGUAGUUGUGAUGGGUCGAGAGACAAAAAGUACAGCAACGCAGCAAAAUCGGUUCACAUCGGCCAACAACGCAUCUGACAGGAGCAAGGGUUUGAGGAAGACAGACCCAGAAUGGAGCGAUGAUUUUUACCAUGGCUAG
Seminavis robusta is the source of this 2529-nucleotide messenger RNA. Lineage: Eukaryota; Bacillariophyta; Bacillariophyceae; Naviculales; Naviculaceae. The record is from the annotation of a GenBank genome assembly.